CCGUUCCCGAGAAGCCACAUAUCGAAACCCCAACGACCCCUCAAAUCGUACGAAAACCGUGCUCUUGAAACACAUGCAAGUUUGAGGCUUCUCCCAGCAGCCGAUCCUGAAACGCGUUACGUGAUCACCCGUAGACAGCUAUAUUACCGACCAGCUACCCUGUGCGCACGCGCAUCACCCCUACCGCAAACAUUCAGUGAACCGUCCAACUUCAACCAGCCAGUUGAUCGCAGACCUGAGCACUCACAUGCCGCCUCCCACGCAACUCUACCACAGCAAGAAAUGAACACCAUCAAGGACCUCGCCACAAAUCCAGAGCAUACAUCAUGGAUGUACCCGCUUCUGGUCUUCGCCGACGCGGCCAUUUGCGGUCUCGUCGUGGAAAAAAUACCAUAUACUGAGAUUGACUGGACAACAUAUAUGGAGCACAUCGCCAUCUACAACAAGGGCGAACGCGACUACAAGAAUAUCACAGGGUCUACCGGUCCUUUGGUCUAUCCUGGCGCCCAUGUUAUCAUCUACCGCAUCUUGUACUGGAUCACUGAUCAAGGAAAGAACAUUCAACUGGCGCAAUAUCUGUUUGCACUGCUUUAUCUAUUAACUUUGACUGUCGUCAUUCAAUGUUAUCGAAGAGCGAGGGUCCCGCCUUAUGUAUUUCCGCUGCUCAUACUGUCCAAGCGCUUGCACAGUAUCUUCCUACUCAGAUGCUUCAAUGACUGCUUUGCGGUCCUUGGCUUGUUUUCCGCCAUCUAUAGCUAUCAAACCGGCAAUUGGCACCUGGGCAGCUUCUUCUACACCACGGGGUUGAAUGUGAAAAUGAGUCUCUUGCUGCCGUUGCCCGCGAUGGGCAUAGUGAUGCUUCAGGCACUGGGUUCCGGCGAGGCUAUCACGCAAGCUUUGAUCAUCUUGCAGGUCUCGACUGCAUAUGGAUAUCCAUUCCGCAAGAGAGCGCCAUCUUAUUUUGCACGAGCUUUUGAACUAACCCGGCAAUUUCUCUAUAAAUGGACGGUGAAUUGGCGUUUCGUUCCCGAAUCCAUCUUCCUGUCUCGUCCAUUUUCGCUCAGCCUUCUCGCCGUUCACAUUGUCCUCCUUGGAUGGUUUGCCAAAUCCCGAUGGACAAAACCCUCUGGACGUUCGCCGCGGCAAUUUCUCCGUCUGCUUCGCGGCGCCCCGGAUCGUGAGCAAGACCAAAUGUCGCGAAGAAUCACACCAGAAUUCAUCAUGACGACCAUGCUUACUGCAACGGUCAUCGGUAUGCUAUGUGCCAGAUCCCUCCACUAUCAAUUUUACGCAUACCUUGCGUGGGCCACUCCUUUCCUGCUGUGGAAAGCCGGGUUUCACCCUGUCGUGCAGUAUGCGCUGUGGGCCGCUCAGGAAUGGGCAUGGAACGUUUACCCGAGUACGCCACUGAGCUCGGCUACAUGCGUGGGCGUUCUCGCAAUCACUGUGGGCGGUGUGUGGUGGGGCACGCAAAACGAUUUCGAGGACACCGAUCUGAAUGGGAAGCCCGUGGAGCCGCAUCAGCACGUCGAGUGA
Periconia digitata is the source of this 1536-nucleotide messenger RNA. The record is from the annotation of a GenBank genome assembly. NCBI's taxonomy places the organism in Eukaryota, Fungi, Ascomycota, Dothideomycetes, Pleosporales, Periconiaceae.